Molecule: messenger RNA, 1720 nt
Organism: Lentinula edodes (shiitake mushroom)
Lineage: Eukaryota; Fungi; Basidiomycota; Agaricomycetes; Agaricales; Omphalotaceae
Product: peroxisomal acyl-CoA-dehydrogenase
Exons: 18
Coding region: 65-1624 (519 amino acids)
Molecular function (GO): flavin adenine dinucleotide binding; heme binding; acyl-CoA dehydrogenase activity
Source: RefSeq, a predicted model, not a curated record
UAACUUAUAACUGUCCGGCGACUUGCCCCAGAGUAACUUUCACUGUCAUUUCUUUACAUUCACGAUGGCUUCUAAACAACUGAAAAUUUUCACUAGAGAAGAGGUCGCCAAGCAUAACAAACAGGAUGAUCUUUGGAUAAUAAUUGACGCUAAAGUGUAUGACCUUACGCGGUUUGUUGGGAUGCACCCGGGCGGAAUCGCUGCCCUCACUGACGAGGAAGUUGCUGGUCAAGAUGCAACGGAUCAAUUCUUUGCUCUUCAUCGCUUUGAAAUUCUUCUGAAACCCCAGUAUCAACGUCUUAUCAUUGGUAACAUCGAAGGCGAGGAAGCUGCUUUGCAUCCGCCAAACAUAGGAGAUAUCAGCAAGGUUCCUUAUGCUGAACCAACAUGGCUGACGGAGGGGUACUAUAGCCCAUACUAUACGGAGAAUCAUCGAGAACUUCAGAGGGCAGUCCGUAGAUUCACAGACGAGUAUCUGGUGCCCGACGCCUUGGCCAGAGAAGAAGAUGGAAAGAGACCAGAUCAGAAGGUUUUGGAUAAGAUGGCUGAGUUGGAACUUCACGCCAUGCGAUUGGGUCCGGGUAAACAUCUGCAAGGGCGUACCCUGAUGGGUGGCAUUGUCAAGCCUGAAGAAUUUAACUACUUCCAUGAACUGGUCGUCAUGCAGGAAAUGGUUCGCUGUGGAGCUCGUGGAUACGGCGAUGGCUUACUCGGAGGGAAAGUCAUUGGUCUCCCUCCUGUUCUUAAUUUCGGCAGCCAAGAGCUGAAAGAUCGCGUGGUCCCGGAGGUUCUUGCCGCAAAAAAAUUUAUCUGUUUAGCGAUUUCCGAAGCGCAUGCAGGUAGUGAUGUUAUGGGACUGCAAACUACAGCCGUUAAAAGCGAAGAUGGGAAAGAAUGGAUCAUCAAUGGAUCCAAAAAGUGGAUCACCAAUGGAACCUUCGCAGAUUACUUCACCGUUGGGUGUAAAACUGAGGAUGGUUUUACUGUCAUUCUCGUCGAGAGGGGACCAGGUAUUGAAACACGUCAAAUCAAGACAAGUUAUUCCACGACUGCCGGAACAGCGUUCAUAACAUUUGAUAAUGCUCGUGCGCCUGUUGGAAACACGUUGGGUGAAGAAGGUGGAGGAAUUUUCGUAAUGCUUAGUAAUUUCAACCAUGAGCGAUGGGUGAUGUGUUGCGCUUCAGCUCGUGCUCAAAGAGGGAUAGUUGAGGAAUGUCUCAAAUGGACUUCACAACGGAAGGCUUUUGGAAAACCAUUAAACUCUUUGGCAACAGUUCGUGCCAAGCUCGCAGCGAUGAUACAACGGGCAGAAAGUGUACAGAAUUGGCUCGAGAGCAUAACAUACCAGAUGUGCAAUAUGUCAUACAAGCAACAAGCUAGUAAACUCGCCGGUCAAAUCGCCCUUCUAAAGAGCUACUCUACCUCCUGUGCUCAGGAAACCGCCAGAGAUGCUGUUCAGCUCUUUGGUGGAAGAGGUAUCACCAAAACAGGUAUGGGAAGACUCAUUGAACACUAUCACCGUACAAUUCCUUUCGAUGCCCUGCUCGGGGGAGCAGAGGACGUCCUGAGUGAUCUUGGAGUACGUCAAGCUCUGCGCUCUAUGCCUCAUGACGCUAGACUAUAAGACGUCGUACAUGAUGUAAUAGUGGAACAGUUGUCGACUUUAAUUAACAUUAUUAGAUUUCUAAUGUCGUUGCAUGGGCAGAUUUUUGUUUUACGA